This is a messenger RNA of Petromyzon marinus (sea lamprey), 10497 nucleotides long. The record is from RefSeq and is a predicted model, not a curated record. Lineage: Eukaryota; Metazoa; Chordata; Hyperoartia; Petromyzontiformes; Petromyzontidae.
AUGGAGUCACCAUGCCUCUUCCGCUACAACGGACUCUCCCUCGUCUACCUCGUCUUCCUCCUCCUCAUCCCGCUCUUCGCCGAGCCAACCAAGGAGACCGUGAGAGGGUUAGAGACAUUCCACACGGACCUGGACCCGGCUCGCCGUGCUGCUGCCAGCUUCUACUGGCUGCCGCACGGCUCUCGCUACGCCGAUAGCAUCCAAGAGUCCGCUGCCGCCACCCCUUCGUCGUCCCACGACAACGGCGGCUUCCGCGACGAUGCCGCGGACAAUGUCGCGCUCCCAGAAGGCCGACCUGACCUGACCACGUCCUUCCAUUCUGCAGGUUUAUCAGGCCAGGGGUCAAAGUGCAGCUUGGAGGGCGAAGCGGAGGCCGGGGGUCAGGGGUCGGGCCCGGCGGGACACUUUGGGACGGUCGGCCGGUUUCUGAUGCAGCAGAGCUACGUGACGGCACUCAUCGCGAUGAUGGCGUGGAGCAUCACCUACCACAGUUGGCUGACCUUCGUGCUGCUGCUUUGGUCGUGCCUCAUCUGGAUGAUGCGGAACCGGCGCCACUACACCAUGCUGAGCGCCCCCUUCCUCGUGGCCUACGGCAACGUGCUCUGCCUGCUCGCCUACGUGUGGAGCCUGCGUCUCAACGAGCACGAGCUGCCGCUCAAGGUCGGGGUGGUGGAGUUUGCGCCAAUUGGCCUGGUGCGUGAGGACAUCCCCUGCGUGUCUCUCGGCAGCAAGCUGCUGUACAACGCCACCUUCUGGCUCCUGCUGCGACAGCGCCUGAAGGAGCGCCUGGAGGCGCAGCCCGAGAAGGAGCACCCCCCACCCCCAUCCGGGGAGGCCGAGGGCGAGGCGGGCAGCAACUUGAUGCACGUGCUGGGGGCCCUGGUGCGCGGCCUCUUCGUCAAGUACUGGAUCUACGUGUGCGGGGGGAUGUUCUUCUUCGUGGGCCUCCAGGGCCGCCUCGUCACCUACAAGAUCAUCUACAUGGCGCUGUGCCUCGGCUGCGUGGCGCUCUACCAGGUGCAUUAUAACUGGUGGCGUCGGUUGCUCAAGUACUUCUGGAUGGUGGUGGUGUCCUACACGAUGCUGGUCACCAUCUUCAUCUACACCUACCAGUUCGAGUCCUUCCCCGGCCUGUGGAGGAACAUGACGCGCCUCUCGGACUCACAGCUGCGUGAUCUGGGUCUGCAACAGUUCAGCGUGUCGGAGCUCUUCACCCAGGUGCUUAUCCCCACCGCCUUCCUGCUCUGCUGCAUCCUGCAGCUGCACUACUUCCACGACAGCUUCCUGGCGCUCACCGACCUGGACAGCGCCGCCCGCGCUAACCAGGGCGUUGCCUACAGCUACUCUAAAGUCAGUGGGAGAGUCUAUGUGUUAGUCAAUAGCAUCAAGGAAAAUCUAGGCAAAAGGCGUCCCCAGCUUGCCACGGACGAGGGGAGCCUCCCGGACGUGGGCAUGCAGAGAAAUGGAGCGGUAGGGGAGCAGCCGGGAGGCGGGGAAGAGGCUGCGGUGUGCGAGAAGGAAUCAGCGGAGUACCCCACGGAGGACCGGGAUUCCCCGCCGCCCGACGGAGAGAAAGAAGAGGAUGAGGAUGAGGACGAUGAAAUGGAGACGGAGGAAGAGGAGGAAGAGGAGGAAGAGGAGGAGCGGAACAAGUGGAUGCUGGUGCUCGACCGGCUGACGGUGCUCUUCCUCAAGUCGGUGGACAUUCUGCGCAAGGUGCAGACCCUGGCCUGGCGCAUCCUGGAGCUGCACAUCAUCAAGGUCGUCUCCUUCUACAUCAUCUGGAUCUCCCUCAAGGACGUGUCCCUGAUGAACUCGCUCUUCCUGGGGCUCUGGGUGUUCGCGCUGCCGUGCGUGCGCUUCCGGCCGCUCGCUGCGUCCAUCAGCACUGUGUGGGCGUGCGUGCUCAUCAUCUGCAAGAUGAUCUACCAGCUGGACACCAUCGACCCCGUCCACUACUCCAGCAACUGCUCGGUGCCGCUGCUGAACGAGACGUCGUUGGAGACGGAGGAGCUGCUGCGAGGCUCCACACUGUACGCUGGGCCCGUCGAUCCCCUGCCGUGGGUCGGGAUUCGCAAAUCACGGCCGGUGUUCUCCUACAUCCGGCACCACGUGGUGGCGCUGGCGCUGCUGGUGGUGGAGAUCACGGUGACGAGGCGGCAGCUCUACCACCGGCUGCACUUCGGCCUCACGCCGCCGCUCAUGAGCACCGUCUUCGAAAACGUGUCGCGGCGCAACCUGGACGAGGGCAUCUUGGGCUGCAUCAAGUACUUCAUCAACUACGGCUUCUACAAGUUCGGCCUCGAGAUCUGCUUGCUGACGGCGGUGAACACGGUGGGCCAGCGCAUGGACCUGUACGCGUGCCUCCACGGGGCCUGCAUGCUGGCGCUCAUGGCCCGCCGGCGCCGCAAGGCAAUCGCGCAGGCCUGGCCACGAUACUGCCUCUUCUUGGCGUCGCUCAUGCUCUUCCAGUACCUGCUGUGCAUCGGCAUCCCCCCAGCGCUCUGCCAGGAGUACCCAUGGAGGUUCGCCGGAGCCACCUUCAACUCCAACCUCAUCAAGUGGCUCUUCUUUCCCGACUUCGCAAUGAGACCCAACCCCAUCCUCAUCAUCUACGACUGCAUGCUGCUGCUGGUGGCGUCACUGCAGCUGUGCGUGUUCGAGGAGGAGAACCGCGCGGCCGUGCGCCUGCAGGCCGGGGACAAUGUGGAGGUUUGCUGGAGCCUCAACGCCGUCGACUUCAGCUCCGACAACCCCGUGCCCGACUUCAUCCACUGCAAGUCCUACCUGGACAUGAUCAAGGUGAUCCUCUUCAGCUACCUCUUCUGGUUCGUCCUCAUCGUGAUUUUCUUCGCGGGCACCAUGCGCAUCAGCUUCUUCUGCAUGGGCUACCUCGUGGGCUGCUUCUACUUCCUGCUGUUCGGCGGGCAGCUGCUGCUGCAGCCGCUGCGCCGGACGCUGCUGCUGUGGGACUACAUGAUCGCCUACAACGUGGCCGUCAUAGUUGUGAAGAACGUGCUGUCCAUUGCCGCUUGCGCCUACCUGCGCUCGCUCGGGGAGAACUGCUGCUGGCUCGUGCAGGCCUUCAGCCUGGUGUGCACCAUCAAGGGCUACAACCAGGACUUCCCGGACCCCAAGCUGUGCGAGCUGCCCCGCGCCGAGGCCGGCAUCAUCUGGGACGCCAUCUGCUUUUUCUUCCUGCUGCUGCAGCGCAGGGUCUUCCUCAGCUACUACUACCUGCACGUGGUGGCCGACCUGCAGGCCUCCACGCUGCUCGCCUCGCGCGGUGCCGAGCUGAUCCACGCGGAGAUGGUGAAGUCCGUGAAGGCGCGCAUGGAGGAGGAGAAGAAGUCCAUGGACCAGCUGAAGCGACAGAUGGAGCGGAUCAUUGCGCGGCAGCAGAAGUUCAAGAAGGGAAAGGAGUCGGCACCGGUGGAGGGUGAAAAGGAGCUCACACACUUCCAAGCCCCGGAGGGUGCCGGGAAGGAGAGUGGGGAGAUGGAACCUGGUGGCAAGAAGAGGAGGAAGAAGUGGUGGCGUCCAUGGGUCGACCAUGCCUCCAUGGUCCGCUCUGGCGAUUAUUACCUCUUCGAGACGGACAGUGAAGAGGAGGAGGAGGACGAGGAGCGAGACGGCGCCGCCACACAGAAGAAGAGCGCCUUCCAGCAAGCGCUGGGAAAGAUUCUUUCCGCAUUAAUAGCCUUGCCAAAGUCAAUCCUUUCCCUGCCUGGCCGGAUUCUGCGCUGGCUAGUCAGGGCCUUCAAGUUUGCUUACCACGCGUGGGUUACGGACUCGCGCUCGGCACUCAAGGAGCGGCAGCGCGAGAAGAAGCAGAUCCAUCGCGAGCAGAGAGACAGGCAGAGAGACAGGCAGAGAGACAAGCAGCGCAGCAAGCCACGUGACGGAGCAACCGACGUGAGGGUGGACAUCCCCGAAGAGGACGAUGGAACAUCACCUGCUGACGAGACCCAGGGGGAGGAGGAGGAGGGCCCGGACAGCGUGGUGCGGCGGGCGCUCUACAUCGUCAAGUUCACCUACGUGCUGUCCCUCGCCUUCCUCGACUCCUUCGUCGAGUGGCUUAACGCGGUGUCGCGCGAGUACGCCAACAUCUCCACCGUGCUGCGCAUCGAGCGCUGCAUGCUGUCGCGCGAGGUCAAGAAGGGGAACGUUCCCUCCAAGGAGAGCAUCAUGAGCUACUACCACACCAAGAUGAACCGCUCGGAGGACGAGGCGUCGGUGGACGAGAGCGGCCCAAGCUCGGGGCGAGGGCCUCGUCGGGGCGAGGGGAGCCAGGCCCGCGAGAGGGCAGCCAGGCCCACGCGGCUCCGUGGAGCCGCCUCCAGCCAGGACUCGGUGCUCAUGUCGGACAGCAGCCCCUGCAGCUGCGUGACGGAGGCCACGACGCUGUGGUCGCAGCAGAACACGCUCGACUCGGCCGGAGAGGACACGGCUCCUGGCACCGCCGCCACCGUCGCGACCGCGCCGGCCACGCCGGCCACGCCGGCCACGCCGAUCACGCCGAUCACGCCGGGCACGCCGGGCACGCCGGGCACGCCGGGCACGCCGGGCACGCCAGGCACGCCGGGCACGCCGGGCGAGCGGUUUCGCCCGCGCCUACGCCGCUCCAUCCACGUGGACGACUCGCAGUCGUCCUCACUCGACAGCUCCAGCCAGAUGCAGAGCGAGGCCACGCAGGUGACGACGCUGGCGUCGCGCCAGGGAACCGCUGACACCAUCGAGGAGGCGUCCGACGAGGAGGAGGCGGCGGCGGCGCGCGGCGGCGCGCGGGGACGGCGCCAUCCCGGGGAGCGGCUCCGUCGUCGGGGGGCGGCGGGAGCGACCGGGACGUCCGACUUCGGCUGCGCGACCGGCGAGGGGGCGACGAGCGACGACGUGGAGUUCGAGGCGGAGGACGAGAGCCCCGCCGAGUUCCCACGCGGCAUCAAUGAGGCGCCGCCCACCUACAGCAAGGCCGCCAGCCUGGACUCGCUGCCGGAGGCCGGAGUUGUCGUCCUGCGGAAAUCGCCGGCGCCGAAGGAGGCGGCGGCAGUGGAUUUGGGCGACCCCCCCAAGAGCCUGCCGUCGGUGCAGGGCGGGGACGCGCCCGGCAUGGCGCUGUCCCACCAGCACACGGCCAGCGAGCUGCUGCUCAACAGGCUCUUUGAGGACGACGACCUCGACGACUCGGACCGCUUCUACGCGGAGCAGACGCGGCUGCUCAAGCUCUUCUUCGCGCUCUACAACACCGUGGUGGCGCGCUCCGAGAUGAUGUGCUACUUCAUCAUCAUCCUCAACCACAUGAUCUCGGCCUCCAGCAUCACCCUGGUGCUGCCCAUCCUCAUCUUCCUGUGGGCCAUGCUGUCUGUGCCGCGGCCCAGCAAGCGUUUCUGGAUGACGGCUAUCGUGUACACCGAGGUGACGGUGGUCAUCAAAUACUUCUUCCAAUUCGGCUUCUUCCCCUGGAACACGAUGGUGAGGCUUGCCCUGAGCCUGGACAAGCCCUUCGACCCGGCGACCAUCAUCGGCGUGGAGAAGAAGGAGGGAUACGUUUACUACGACCUCGUGCAGCUGCUCGUGCUCUUUUUCCACCGCUCCAUCCUCAAGUGCUACGGCCUUUGGGACGACGCCGAGGAGGAGCGAGCAACCCCGGGCGACGAGGCGAGCGUCGGCGGCGGGGAGGGCUCCCCGGCGGCGCCCGGCAGCCGCAAGCCGUCGUGCCAAGAGGCGGCUCGCCCGCUCGGUGAGCGGCCCCGCGGGGCCAGCGCGGAGCCCGCCCCCUCCGUCUCCGUCGCGGGGCCGCCCUCUCCGGGCCCGCCGGCCGUCUCGGGGCCACCCGCCGUUCCGUCCGGCCCUCUGCUGGCCGUGCCGAGCGGCCCGGUGCCGGGCGGCGCCGGCCGCCACCCGGGCGGCCACCGGCGCAAGAGUUCGGGGAUCUCUCGGCUGUCGGGCCACAGCUCGCGGCCAGGGAGCAGCCGGAAGGGCAGCAGCCGGAAGGGCAGCAGAAUGCCGACCCCGCCGGCCCCGCGCACCCGGAAGGAGCUGCUGAUGAUGAAGGCGCAGGAGCUGGCCAUGCGGUGUCGCAACUUCGUCAUUGCCCGAGUGCUGCAGGUGUACCGCCCCAUCCGCCAGUUCUUCUACGACCUCAUCCACCCGGACUUCAGCCCCGUGACGGACGUCUACGCCCUCAUGUUCAUGGCCGACGUCGUCGACUUCAUCAUCAUCGUCUUCGGAUACUGGGCGUUCGGGAAACACUCGGCGGCUGCGGACAUCGCGUCCUCGCUGUCCGAGGACCAGGUGCCCCAGGCCUUCCUCGUCAUGCUGCUGCUUCAGUUCAGCACCAUGGUGGUGGACCGUGCGCUCUACCUGCGCAAGACCGUGCUCGGCAAGGUCAUCUUCCAGGUCGUGCUCGUGUUCGGCAUCCACUUCUGGAUGUUCUUCAUCCUGCCCGGCGUCACCGAAAGGAAGUUCAACCUGAACACAGUGGCCCAGCUGUGGUACUUUGUGAAGUGCGUGUACUUCGGGCUGUCCGCCUACCAGAUCCGCUGCGGCUACCCCACCCGCAUCCUGGGCAACUUCCUCACCAAGAAAUACAACUACAUGAACCUCUUUCUGUUCCAGGGGUUCCGCCUGGUACCCUUCCUGAUCGAGCUGCGCGCUAUCAUGGACUGGGUGUGGACGGACACCACGCUCAGCCUCUCCAGCUGGAUCUGCAUCGAGGACAUCUAUGCCAACACCUUCAUUCUCAAGUGCUGGCGCGAGUCCGAGAAGAGGUACCCCCAGCCGCGCGGGCAGAAGAAGAAGAAGAUGGUGAAGUACGGAAUGGGUGGCAUGAUGGUCUUCCUCCUCAUCUGCAUCGUGUGGUUCCCGUUGCUCUUCAUGUCGCUCGUCAAGUCGGUGGCCGGGGUCGUGAACCCGCCCAUCGACGUCUCCGUGUCGCUCUCUCUUGGCGGAUACGAGCCGCUGUACAUGAUGAGUGCCCAGCAGCAGUCCCUGGUUCGCUUCUCCGAGACGGAAUACAAGAAACUCACCAACACAUUCGGGAACCAAGCGUCGGCGAUGCAGUUCAUCACCGUCUACUCGGCAGAGGACAUAACGACGGCGCGACUGGCCGGGAACUCGACGGCCGUGUGGGGGAUCAGCCCCCCCAGCCGCAACAAACUCAUCCAGGAGCUGCUUAGCAACGCGUCCGGCAUCACCUUGCGCUUCUACUGGAAAAUACAGCGUGACCCGAAGAUGGGGGGGAAGUCGGAGGUGACGCGCGAGAAGCACACCAUUGAGAUGAACGCCACUCACCCGGCACGCGCACAGAUCGCUGCCAUGCUGCAGGACAACAGCACGCACAGGGCUGUGCUGAUCAAGAACCUUUUCCCUCCGUACCUGAAAGCGCCCGGUGGCCCGGACUCAACACCCGUGCGACAGAUGCUGCCAGAGGGCGAGCGCAGCUACUCCGACGUGGAGCUGGUGCUGAGGCAGGGCUCCCCGGCGAGCAGCAGCCACGCCGAGUGGUGGAGCCUGCGGCAGCUGCGCAGCGACUGCCCGGGCAGGCGCUGCGACGACAUCCGCAUCAUCGUGUUCAGCGACCGCGUCAGCCCUCCCAGCCUGGGCUUCCUGGCCGGCUACGGCAUCCUGGGCCUGUACGCCUCCGUGGUGCUGGUCGUGGGAAAGUUCGUGCGCGAGUUCUUCAGCGGCAUCUCGCACUCCAUCAUGUUCGAGGAGCUGCCCAACGUGGACCGCGUCCUCAAGCUGUGCACCGACAUCUUCCUGGUGCGCGAGACGGGCGAGCUGCAGCUGGAGGAGGACCUCUACGCCAAGCUCAUCUUCCUCUACCGCUCGCCCGAGACCAUGAUCAAGUGGACCCGCGAGAAGGAGGACUGAGCCGGGCGGCCGACCGUCUCUCAACGGUGGUUUCUCUUGAGCAGCGCUUCCCCCGAGGAGUCCGUGUCACGCGAUGCAUCUCCCGAGCUUCUGUGGGGGGAGACCGAUGUCACCGUUUGUCUUUUCUCGUGCCCGCCUCUCGGUUCAGUGGUGCCUCCUCAAGUCUUCGAGUCCAGUCUCUGCUUCCACACCGUGGAGGCGCAAGCCCGGGCUCCGUUUUCCACGACGUGGCUUCUAGCUUGUGGCUGUGUGUCCCACAUUAAUGGUGAAUGAAUUAAUUGAUUAAAAGUCUGGAUCCCAUUCGAGUAACGAGUCCCUUUGCCUGGGCUUCCCUUUAACCCCAUGCGUCUCCCGGGGGAGGUCGGUUCCCGGCACCGUGACGGCCAACCCCGGCUCUCGCUUCCGUGGACUUGUAGCCGGGCAAACGGUUUUCAUGACCCGUCGUCUCUUCUCAACAACGCGUGCAGGACGCGGCCUCCCGUUUCAACAAAGCCUCGAGCCUGGGAGUCCUUAAGAAAACAUGUCCACUGGUUUGCAUCUUGCAAGUGAGAUAUUUCAACAAAGGUUCUUCAAGUCUGAGCUUUCCACUCAUUAAUGAAUUACAGGAAGCGUGCGUCUUGCAGUUCGGAUAAUAUUCCAUCGAGAGUGAUCUUGAAGGGCUCCCAAGGCAUUCCCAGCUCGACCUGGACUCUUCCAAGAUGCUGCUGGCUUUGGAUUCCACGGGCGAUGAGCUCCGGCUGGAGGGGACGAUCGAGUCUUUUUUUUGCUGCCGAGGCAGGGAGAUGGGACGCAGUGCUACCCCUCCCCCGUCUUCACGACGGCACUGGGACGAUCGUCUGGUUGGCACUGUGGUGCCCGCCACUAAUGGGCAUCGCCGCCGCCGCCACCUCGCCAGCCCAGAGGUCGCACGUGCGGGCAUCGCGGCGCACGUCCACCAGCCUUGUAGGCGAGGGCGGAGUGCACUUUGUAUUUAAUUACUUGUUCACUUAAACUUUUAACCAAUCGCGGUCGGCAUGCACUGAAGUGAGUAAAUAUUGUGCGCAUACUGUAGUGCGUACUGUGGUUUUAGACUUCCGUGUCGUGUCUCACACAUCGGUGAUACUCAAACUAGGCCUUUCCUCCUUGCCCAGGCCCCGAUGAGAUGCCGUCUUGCAGUGUAUCUCAUUUCCUUGCCGAACAAAUAUGUAUUUAAACUUUUACCAAAGACAUAGGAAAGGACAGACGUUUUCUGCAUAGGUUUGGAUGAAAAAGACAAUAAAUAAGCUACUGAUACCAUUUACAGCGUCAUAAUAUAGGUCUCGCUCAUUAGUUGACUGUAAAGUAAUGGUCCAGUCUGCGUAUUUAGAUUUGGACAAAGCAGAAUAGACCUGAACACUGUAAUUGACAUUUUGUGAGAUUCUAUUUUUUUCUUGUAGUGUGGAGGUUUUGAUUUCUCUUUUACUGAAUCUAAUUAUCAUUGCAUGACAGCGCUGUAAUUGUGCGUGAGCCCUUCGAAGCCUGAGGACGAGCGGCACUAUGAAGAUGCUAAAGAUGAUUUAACCCAAUUAAAUUGGUCGAUCGAUUGCUAUGUAAUGACCUAUAGCCUAGCCGAUUACGAAUGGAGCUCAUCCACCAGGCUAGGCGGUGUGUUACAUUUUCCGGUGGCCCUGACAACAUUUAGCGAUACAUCCUGUGGCAUCAUUGCACCACACCGGGUGGAACGCCGCCUCCGCCGCCGCCACGUGCGAUGCCGCUCUCACGCUGGCGCGUCCGAUCCCAGCCAGCACGGGGGACCUCCACGGCACGGGUGGUUUUCCACCGGCGAAUUGGCGUGCCAAGUCCAGACCGGACUCGUUAGACGCCGGCCUUUCCUCUCGCGGCUCGGCCGCAGCGUGGCUGAGGCGGAGGAGGUUGUAGACGCCGCUGGUAGACGCGGUUCGGUUUGGGCGUUGCCGGUCGUCCACGCGCUCGGGGGGCGUCGUUUGAAUUCAAGAGUUGUCGUUUGUGCGUGGCGGCACGCGCGCGCCGCAGUGCCACGACCUCGUGGGUGCUGCUAGGGGUGAGCAUGUUGAGACCCGGCUGUAUACCUCAUCGGAAUCUCGCGGUGUUCCUCGUGCGGGCGCGUCCGAAUUGUGGCGAUGGCCUCUGUGAUGCGGCAUGGUCACGUGGUCUUUUCCAUUUCUUUAUCGUGGAAACAAACUGCUUCUGUGUUUAUUUUUUCUUCCCAUUAUGUUUCCAUAAACGCGAAUUAUACAGGCGGCAGUAUUGGCUUGAAAAAAGUGCGUGCAGAAAUUCGAUUUAGAUAAUAGCGAAAUAACAGUUAAAAUCGAACGUUUUAUUGUGUUGUGUGUAAAAUGGGUUUUGGAAUGUAAGCGUUGUCGCGUUGACUUGCACACAACAGCAGAAUGGUUCCCACCCCCAACACGGCUCUCUGUGUUUGGGCACAGACUGCUCAGCCAGCGUGUGCGGAGCGCUCUGAGGUUGAUUCGUGUUCCUGGGUUAGCGUCAACGUUUGUCCUCUUGCGUUACAUUGGAAUCGUAUUCUGUACAUGCCAAGUCCGAUGUUGGAUAUAAUCAGUGGGCCAGUGUUGAUGGCCCAAAGCUCAUUGAUACGACGUCGCACUGAAUAAAUGUACAUCUUUA